GCGGCGGCGGGCCGGUGGCGGGUCGGGCUGGCUGUGCUGGCCGUGGCGCUGGCGCUCGGCGGGACGGGGGCCGAGCAGACCGAGGAGCACCUCAAACGCGAGCACUCGCUUUCCAAGCCGUACCAGGGUGUGGGCUCGGCUAGCUCGGGGCUGUGGGACCUGCUGGGCAACGCCAUGGUCAUGACCCAGUUCAUCCGCCUCACCCCCGACGUGCAGAGCAAGCAGGGAGCCGUGUGGAACCGAGUGCCCUGUUACCUGCGGGACUGGGAGAUGCAGGUGCACUUCAAAAUCCACGGGCAAGGCAAGAAGAACCUGAAUGGAGAUGGUUUCGCCAUCUGGUACACCAAGGACAGGAUGCAGCCAGGACCUGUGUUUGGGAGCAAGGACAACUUCCUGGGGCUGGGAGUGUUCGUGGACACCUAUCCCAAUGAGGAGAAGCAGCAGGAGGCUCAGAAGAGGAGGUACAGCCCUGGAAACCAGCGCGUGUUCCCCUACAUCUCGGCCAUGGUGAACAACGGCUCGCUGACCUACGACCACGACCGCGACGGGCGCCCCACGGAGCUGGGCGGCUGCACGGCCAUGGUGCGCAACCUCAACCACGACACCUUCCUGGUCAUCCGCUACGUCAAGAGGAGGCUCACGGUGCUGAUCGACAUCGACGGCAAGCACGAGUGGAGGGAUUGCAUCGACGUGCCCGGCGUGCGCCUGCCCCGCGGGUACUACUUUGGGACAUCUUCUGUCACCGGGGACCUGUCAGACAACCACGACAUCAUCUCUCUGAAGCUGUACCAGCUGACGGUGGAGCGGACGCCGGAGGAGGAGAAGCGGGAUCGAGAAGUGUUCCUGCCUGUCGUGGACAACCUGAAGCUGCCUGGAAUGGAGGCACCGCUGGAGCCCAUGAGUGGCCUCGCCCUGUUCCUGAUCGUCUUCUUCUCGCUGGUGGCCAUCGUCUUCGCCAUCGUCAUCGGCAUCAUCGUCUACAACAAGUGGCAGGAGCAGAGCCGCAAACAUUUCUACUGACUGGGAAAUUCCUGGCCUAGCCCAUCCCGGGCUUUUGCUGGCCACAUCCUGACUCCCAGGGCGUGAGGGACCAGCCCUCAUGGCAGGGACCCCCCAAAUCCCUGCGGGACUCCGGAUCCGGGUGGGGAUCCCUUGCCUUCCCCGCUGGAUUCCUGCUGGAUUUCCUCGCUGGAGAGAGAGAAUUCCCAGCACCUCCUCCUGUGUGGCCACUGGAGCCCCCCACGAGCGAGCCCCUGCGGGCUGGGAGGAGCUGGGUGCUGCUGGUUCUCCCAGAGGGAUGAGUUUUCCCAGCUGGAUGGGCCGGGUGCUGCCCCCUCCUCACUUCAGGGGUUCCCACUCCCCCUUUCCCAGCAUGUGGCUGCCCCUGCAUGUGGUGUCCUGGCUCUGGCCCUCCGGGGCCAUUCCUACCUCAGGGACUGCUGGCCACUCCCUUUUCCCCUGGAGGGGUCACUGGGUCCCCAGAGGGGUCAGCAGAGGGCAAGGGUUGGAUCAGGAGUGCCCUGGGGACUCAGAGUUUGAGAUGGCAUCACCCUCCUCACCAGGAUCCAGGAGAGCCGAGUCCAGCCCUGUGGCUUUGCAGGAUAUUCCCACCCAAAACAAACCCCCCAAAAUCAUCUCAGUGGCCCUGGGGCCAGGGGAGGACUGGGGGGGGGAUUUUCCACACUGGCACCAGUGUGGUGGGAGCUGUUUCCAAGUGCUCAAGAGGGGGUUGUGGCACCCAAGGAACGUUUUCCUGGUGUUUUGCCUCUUUGGUUUUUCUUUCUUUUUUUUUUUUGGAGAUGGCCUCUCCCUGGAGUGGUUGGAAUAAACACUGAGGGUUGUGUG
Molecule: messenger RNA, 1845 nt
Organism: Cinclus cinclus
Lineage: Eukaryota; Metazoa; Chordata; Aves; Passeriformes; Cinclidae
Gene: LMAN2L
Product: lectin, mannose binding 2 like
Exons: 9
Coding region: 175-1020 (281 amino acids)
Biological process (GO): endoplasmic reticulum organization; Golgi organization; endoplasmic reticulum to Golgi vesicle-mediated transport
Cellular component (GO): endoplasmic reticulum-Golgi intermediate compartment; COPII-coated ER to Golgi transport vesicle; Golgi membrane
Molecular function (GO): D-mannose binding
Source: RefSeq, a predicted model, not a curated record